This is a messenger RNA of Pistacia vera, 2604 nucleotides long. RefSeq lists its product as uncharacterized. The coding region runs from base 758 to 2443 and encodes 561 amino acids. Lineage: Eukaryota; Viridiplantae; Streptophyta; Magnoliopsida; Sapindales; Anacardiaceae. The transcript is spliced from 2 exons. The record is from RefSeq and is a predicted model, not a curated record. Gene Ontology annotation, molecular function: protein binding.
UUUUUUCCUCUGCAGUCGGGUUUCUUUAGUUUUCUUCAUCUCUUGUUUCUUUAAAAUUAGUCAAAUUCGUUGGCUGUCUUAGUCCUUAUGUGUUUGUUUGUGCUUAUUCUGAAAAUGAAGAGAAACAGUCACUGUUUGGUGGCUGUAAAUAUCCCAAGUGAUCUAAAUUUUAAGGGAAGUCAAAGCAAUUGAAGGUAUUUCUUAAUGAUUUUGAUUUGUAAUAUUUUGUGGGGUUGGUCCAUCUUGGAGAAUUUAAAUACACUCUACAUGCAUACAACUGUAGAUAGAGACCCCUGUCUUCUCUUCUAAGUAAAGCCUUUCUAUUUCUCAAACCAGCUAGCUCAAUUGGCAAGGAUAAAAUUGGUAGUACAUUUAAGACUUCAACUUUUAUCUGUCAUUCGAAAAAUAUUGACCGUUGGAUGUAGAUCAGAGCCAAAGAAAAUCAAUCAUAUAUUGUAGUCUUCUUUUUUUGUUGAAAAGUAAAGUUACAGCCUUGAUUUCUUCUUGUCAGUAUGCCCCCGGAAAUUACUAUAAUACUUACUGGUUUUGCUUAAUAAAUUACUAGCCGACGUUCUUAAUUAGACGGCACUCUUUGGCAGUGAAAUGUAACUUCUUUCGUUGUCAUGAACAAUAUUUUAGUACUGUUGCGUCUCAAUGAGUGCCUCUUUUUAUAAAAAAAAAAUUAAUUACGGUUGGCAUUUAAUGAUCACUUGACGAAGCGAUAGGAAAGAUUGUGGGGCAUCUAUAGAUUGUAAUCAUGGUGGAAGAUGGUGGCAGUAGGGUCUUGGCAGAUAUUCAAUCAGCUGAUGACUGGUUGUUACAUGCACAAGAGCUUGUUCCAGUGGCUCUUGAUAAGGCUAGAGAGGUUAGAGGGUUUCCUGGUAGGUGGAAGAUGAUCAUUUCGAAAUUGGAGCAGAUCCCGUCACAUUUAUCAGAUUUGUCAAGCCAUCCUUGCUUCUCCAAAAAUGCACUUUGUAAGGAGCAAUUGCAGGCAGUGUCAAAGACCUUGAAGGAAGUAAUUGAAUUGGCAGACUUGUGUGCGAAGGAGAAGUAUGAAGGGAAGCUUAGGAUGCAGAGUGAUCUCGAUGCCUUAUCGGGGAAAUUGGAUUUGAAUCUAAGAGAUUGUGGACUUUUGAUCAAGACAGGGGUGCUUGGUGAGGCUACUUUGCCUUUGUCUGUGGCUGGUACUUCAGCAGAAGGUGAGACUGCUGCAGCACAUGGCAAUUUAAGGGAAUUACUUGCACGGCUUCAGAUAGGACAUUUGGAGGCAAAGCACAGAGCUCUUGAUAGCCUUGUGGAGUUCAUGAAAGAGGAUGAAAAGAAUGUUUUGUCAGUUUUAGGACGGAGCAAUAUUGCUGCUUUAGUCCAACUGUUAACGGCUACAUCUCCUAAAAUACGAGAAAAAACUGUAACUGUAAUAUGCUCACUUGCAGAAUCAGGCAGUUGUGAAAACUGGUUUGUUUCAGAAGGUGUUUUGCCACCUCUAAUUAGGCUUGUUGAAUCUGGGAGCUCAGUGGGUAAAGAGAAGGCUACAAUUUCUCUUCAGAGAUUGUCAAUGUCGGAAGAAACAGCCCGAGCAAUUGUUGGCCAUGGUGGGGUUCGACCUCUGAUCGAGAUCUGUCAAACUGGUGAUUCUGUUUCACAGUCAGCAGCAGCAUGUACUUUGAAGAACAUAUCAGCUGUCCCUGAGGUUCGACAAACACUAGCUGAAGAAGGGAUUGUCAAGGUGAUGAUAAAUCUACUAGAUUGUGGAAUUUUGUUGGGGUCUAAAGAAUAUGCUGCGGAGUGCUUGCAGAAUCUCACUGCCAGCAAUGAGAAUCUAAGAAGAUCAGUUGUUUCAGAAGGUGGAGUCCGAAGCCUAUUGGCAUACCUGGAUGGUCCUUUGCCUCAAGAGUCUGCUGUUGGGGCAUUGAGGAAUUUGGUUGGUUCAGUUUCUAUUGAGAUUUUGAUUUCUCUUAAUUUCCUUCCUCGAUUGGUUCAUGUGCUUAAAGCUGGAUCAUUGGGUGCACAACAAGCUGCUGCUUCAGCUAUUUGUAAGGUUAGCACCACAGCAGAGAUGAAGAAAUUGGUGGGUGAAGCAGGGUGCAUUCCUUUGCUUGUCAACAUGCUUGAGGCUAAAUUAAACUGUGUUAGAGAGGUUGCUUCCCAAGCAAUUUCAAGCUUGAUAACCUAUUCUCACAAUUGCAGAGAAGUAAAAAAGGAUGAUAAAAGUGUACCAAAUUUGGUCCAAUUGCUUGAUCCGAGUCCUCAAAACACUGCAAAAAAAUAUGCUGUUUCCUGCCUUGCAUCUCUCUCUUCAAGUAAAAAAUGUAAGAAGUUGAUGAUUUCAUAUGGAGCAAUUGGAUAUCUCAAAAAGCUUUCAGAGAUGGACAUCCCAGGUGCUAAGAAGCUACUUGAGCGAUUGGAAAGAGGGAAGUUGAAAAGUUUGUUCUCCAGGAAAUAGCCAAAGACAAGAUAAUCCGCCUUCUGUAUCUUCUCUAUGUAGUUUCAUUAUCUGUAUGAAACAUAGGUAUCAAUGAUAUCUGUUGUGUGUUGAUGCUGAAUCAUAUGCUAAUUAAUGAUAUCAAUGUCAUAAUACUUAUAAAUGUAUAACAUUUCUCUUUA